Colias croceus (clouded yellow) is the source of this 3618-nucleotide messenger RNA. Its product is annotated as flocculation protein FLO11-like. The coding region runs from base 135 to 3440 and encodes 1101 amino acids. The transcript has 2 exons. NCBI's taxonomy places the organism in Eukaryota, Metazoa, Arthropoda, Insecta, Lepidoptera, Pieridae. The record is from RefSeq and is a predicted model, not a curated record.
CCCGCCAGUCCGCGCUGUUUGGUGCAAACGCGCCGCACGCGUACAGAUAAAAAAUAAAAAAAAUAAACUAAAAAUUAAUAUCGCCAAGUGGAAGCAUACCGAAACCGAUCGUGCAGUGAAACAAGUGAACAAAGAUGCGGUCCGCGUUGCUUUGCGUUCUUUUUACGCUAAUUAUACACAAAGGGAGCCGGGUUCGAGGUGACGACUUCAGGCCGACCCCGAUACCCCUCGACGAAUGGCACCCGACCAACCAGGACAACCAAGCGGGCACAUUGCACGAAAUUAUCGGAACGGACUCACCGGUCUCCGUAGCCGCCGUUCCUGCUCACUACUGGGAAGAUGCUUUGAGGCACAGCGUUUAUCUUACCUUAGUGAGAGACAAGAUUGAUCAACUUAUUGCAAAAGGUGACGUCAUAUCACCCAACAGCAAAAUUAAUCAACCAGUUUCGAAGGAAAUCGAUGACCACGACCUCUGGGAGAAAAUUAAAAAAGCUCCGUUCGACCGCAUACAAUCUGAAGAACCCAAUUCUUCGGGAGACGUCACUAUUAUGGCCAAAGGACGGCUAUUAGAAAGUAAAGAGGGUUUCAGAUUCACCGAAGACGAUCGAUCAGAAGAAAAAUGUGGCAACGAAAAGUGCGCGGAUGGUGUGAAAGCAUUUUGGUCAGUGAAACGAGUGCGCCAAAGGGAUCAAGAAAUAUCUCCAGGAAAAUAUCACUAUGAAUUGACUUUUUCAGUUAUUUCUCAGAUCCCAAAAAAGCAACGAAAGCCCUACGAAAAUCCCAUCCGAACAUUUACCGUCCGCGAGACUACUCCUGACAGAAUAACGGAUUAUCCGCAAGAAUAUAAAAGAACGGAACCCGUGCACUAUACGACAUCGAGACCUCAGAGGGCUAUUUGGUUUCAUAAAAAUAUAGUUCCAAUUCCACCGCACACGAGACGACAGUAUUCAAGCGGUUUGGAUAGAAUAUUUUCUUCAAUAUUUUCCGAUGACGAUGCUUCAUCAUAUGACCAACCACAACCGAAAUAUAGAAACAACCCAACGCCCCCGCAAAUUUAUCAAUACUCAAAAAUUGGACAUGCAGGACCUGCAAUAGACUAUCAUCAACAGCCGAGAGGAAAUUCAAAACCCUAUCCAUAUAGAAACCAGCCUUAUAAAUAUGCACGCCCACCGCUUCAGGCUCCACCCGCAGGACCGCUCAAUCAUCAUUACUUAGAUUAUGACUCAAGCCCUAUUGUGAAUGGCAGUCCAUAUCCAUCUCAAGACACCAGAGUUUCACCGAGUCAACCCGUUAAAUCAACGAGACCAGCAGUUUUACCCACGCCGGUCCCAAUAGCUCCAGGUCCCAAAGACCAAACUUUUGACUUGGAAAGUCCUAUGUAUAUAGACAGUUCAGAUAUUAAAGAGAAUGUAACACGAUAUUCCGAAAUGAAUAAUUCACACAGACCCAUGUAUAAGCCGAAGCCUACGCCUCCUAAAGUUAACUAUUUUCCCGAUCAUAUAAGACCACCAGUGUAUAAUGCGCCUCCUGGAGUAUUUGUAACAAUGGACAAAAAGCCUUUUAAGCCCAUGCCGCCUUUGAAACAUGUUUACAAUUCUAAACCCCAAAAAACAAUUAAACCGAUCGAUUUCAGACCAAGUCCGCAAGUUCACGACCCCCAGUCUCCAAAUCCCGACCCAUUAUUUGACACUGCAUUUAGACCAAUAACCGUGAACUACGCUGACAGCAGCACGACUGAAAGAAUAGAACACAAUGUCAACGUGAAAAAGGGUCAAAAUAAAAACCGAAAGAAUAACGUGAACAGUAAAAAACCGAAUAAGAAACAUCAACACGAAAAUAUCAAGUCGCACAGGAUAACCACUGCAACUCCUGAUAUAAUAACAGCUCAAAACUUAGAAGAAGAAAUAGAUACGCUAGACUGGGCAAAUGUUCUUGGUGCGUUCACUAAAACAACACCAAUGGUUCUGCAAACAGAAAAAUCAAACGAUCAAGAAACCACAACCAGUUUCACAACAACUGGCAGCGCUGUCACAUCACCAACGUCGAAAGGAACAACAACAACAACUAUGGAAGCAACAUCCAAAUCGACUUCGACUACAACCAUAACAACUCCAAAGCCCCCGAAACGCACUCGCCCACCACCGAAAUUUACUAAACAGGACAAAAUAAAGAAACACAAACGAAUCAUACCUACAUCGUCAACUACUUUCGCACCAGAAAAAUCAACGGUACGAAGAUCGACAACGGAAUCAACACCUGUGAUUAGUUCAACAAUAAAAAACAUAAAAAAGGCGUUCUCGUGGGAAGUUAAGAAUAAAACGCUCUCAACUUCAACCACAACCACAACGACGACUACAACAGCCCGACCUACAACAACAACAAAACCAGUUAGUACUACGGCGACCUCUACAACAACCACAACAACAACAAACGCUCCUAAAGAGCCAUCGACCACCGGAAAACCAGAAUUCGAGACAAGCUCUCCAAAAAGGAACCGUUUCAGACAAUCUACUUUAAUAUAUAAAGGAACUUCAGUCAAACAUGACAGAUGGGCGUUUAAAAAUUAUAGUACCAACACACAACAAGCACAAAACUUCAGAAGAACGUCCAACUUCCAAGGAUACAGUCACUCCACGACACCAACAACCACACAUAGAACAACAGAAAUGACUAAAAGUAGCACUGUUAGUACCGACAGUCCUAUCACAGAGAGUAUCCUUCAGUCUCAGGUUGCCGAUAGCUUAGAAAGUAACAGUGUAUUGCCAUUAGACAAUGAAAAUAACGAAAACAGCCAAGAAGAAUCACGAGAUCACUCCGAGUACAUUUUUGAACACUCAUCUGCAGCAAAUUAUAACAACAACGAAGUGAUAGGUUUGGAAUUAACAACUAUUGAUAGUGUUUCUCAACAAAAUGAAAUACCGAAAAAUAAAACUAAGUGUCAAAAGAAAAAACAAAAUAUAUCCACUACCGAAGUGCCCGCUGAGAAUUUUAGUGAACAAAUAACAACGCCUUUAACAGCGACAGAAGCAUCGGCCACUGAAGACAUAUUUGAGCAGUUAUUUGGCUUCAAUUUUAACUCAGGCACAAGUUCAAAGGAUAAAGAAAUAUUGGAAGGGCAAAGUUCAAAUCAUGCAAACUUUGUAAAACCGGUUGUUGACGAUGAUGAUGACGAUCUCACUGACUUUAUGGACGAACUAAACAAAAAAGGCCAGCAUUUAAAUGAUCACUCAAAAGACGAUGAAUACGAAGAUGAUGAUGAUGAUGACGACGACGAGGACGAUGAUGAUGACGAUGACGAUUCUAGUAAUGAAGACGAUGAUGACAAUGAUGACUCAAAACCAAAAAAAGACCACAAUUCCGAGUCAAGCAGGGAUUCACGUUACGAAAGUUUCAAUUUAGAUCGUCCCUACAGUUUUCUAGAGUUAAUGGCCAUGGAGUAGACUGAAGUUGAGUGUACCGUAAGCUAAGUCAAUAUAAAACCACUAAAUGCAGGAGGAGCCAAAACUUCAACAUUACAAACAAUUAAAAAGCAUUUAAAUACCAUGUUUGUUAACAUCACACUGAAAAAUCUCUUUUAUUUAUUGUUAAUUGUAAAUAUUUAAUGCUGGUUAAGUGUAG